AUUUUUGGAAGACAGAGAAACGUGGGACAUAUUCCGUCAAUUCUUGUGGGGCCCAGCCUUCUUAAUCAGCCCUGUCCUGGAACCUAAUGCCUGGAAUGUGACUGCCUACUUCCCCAAUGCCAGCUGGUAUGAUUAUUACACAGGCUCAGACAUUGGAGUGAGGGGACAGUGGAAGAACCUGCCAGCUCCUCUUGACCAUAUCAAUCUACAUAUCCGUGGGGGCUACAUCCUUCCAUGGCAAAAACCUGCAAAUAACACCCACUAUAGCCGGAAAAAUUCCCUGGGACUUAUUGUGGCUUUAUCUGACAAUGGGACAGCCGAAGGAGAGUUUUUCUGGGAUGAUGGACAGAGUAUUGAUACUUAUGAAAGGGGGAAUUACUAUUUCUCAACCUUCUCUGCCAGUCAGAAUCGCCUAGAUGUGAAGGUUACGCACAUGAACUACAGUGAUCCAGAUGGCCUAGCAUUUGAAGAGAUCAAAAUCUUUGGGUUGAAACUCAAACCAGCUAUAAUUUUUGUGACAGAAAAUAACAUUCCAGUCCAAUCUAAUGCUGAGAUCAAGUAUGAUCCUGCAACAAAGGUCAUUGACAUCACAGGGCUUCACCUUGAACUGGGCAAGGAAUACACAGUGGAAUGGUACCCUUACUUCAUAGAUAAAGAAAAAUUUGACUGCUACCCUGAUGAAGAUGGUGUCAGUGAAGAAAAGUGUCUUUUGCGUGACUGUGUCUGGGAGCCAGUCAGUUCCCCUGGAGUCCCUUUUUGCUACAUCACAGAAUAUUAUUAUGCUGCCUCUCAUGUUCAGAGUGGACCAGCAGGCCUAACAGCAACUAUCUCCCGAAUUCAGGGAGCCAGCCACUAUCCUUCUACUCCUAUAGAUCAGCUUCGCUUGGAGGUGACUUUCCAUACAAACAACAUGCUACAGUUCAAGGUAUGUUCAGCUUAG
Vombatus ursinus (common wombat) is the source of this 940-nucleotide messenger RNA. RefSeq names its product maltase-glucoamylase, intestinal-like. The annotation marks the transcript as partial. Gene Ontology annotation, molecular function: alpha-1,4-glucosidase activity. The transcript is spliced from 8 exons. NCBI's taxonomy places the organism in Eukaryota, Metazoa, Chordata, Mammalia, Diprotodontia, Vombatidae. The record is from RefSeq and is a predicted model, not a curated record.